CGCAGCUUAUAAAUAGCAGACAGAGCGCGUUCUAAGUCAGUUAGUUUUCAACAGUCGUUCAAAACGUCAACAUCGUCGGAAACUCGGCAACAGAACGAGCCUUAAAGAUAAUUCUUCAAAGCUGGUUUUUUAUUUCAGAUAUUUGGAUAUUUUACAAAGGAAAAAUGCUAAGACUCUGGGCAUGCCUGCUCUUGGUCUGCUUCGCUCAAGCGGUACCAUUCUAUAGCGAUGAAGAAUUCGAUUCAGCUUCCAGCUUGGAUGACUCUGAUUUAUCAUCAUUCUCAGACAGCUUUAUGCAACAUUUAACACGACCAUUGCCGCUGCAUCGCACGCUCUUUGGGCCCAUUCCAUAUGCACCGCUUGAGCCACUUCGAGCACAGCCGUCACAGCGUGUGGCAAGCGUUUGGGCUGCACCGCCGCCAGCCUCGCUGACGGUCCAGCAGCCACGCCCCCAAGCCCAACUUAAUGCCCCACUGUUGCCACUCUACAGCAGCAGCUACGGCAGCGACGGCAUCACCGACACCGAGUUUGUGCCUCUCGAGCAGCAGCAGCAACAUCAGCAACGGCAACAAGGACGACAGGAUGUUGUUGCCACGCCGGUUUCCCCUCAGUCGGAUCAGAAGCCCUUCAAUGUCGAUACCAUCACCUCGGAUGUGAACUCUCCCAAUCCGGCAGUGUUCUUCCAGCAAUCAUUCCCAUUCUUUGGCAAUGAAUUCUUCAACUCAUUUGGCGGUUUUGGCUUCGGUAAUGCCCAGGAACCUUGGUGGAAAGGACCCAAUGUGUGCACUGAGAAAGAGGAAAAUGAAGGCGCAACCACGGAAACUGAUGGUGAUGAAAGCGUGGACACCUUUGGUCAGGAACGUGAUGGCGCUGGCAGCGUUGUCCGCUCGCCGCUCUUUGGCCAGUUCCACUUUAGCGUGAACUCCUGUGCCGAGAAACCCAACAAGCACGUCUGCACCAAGAUCGUUAAUCAAAAUGGCAAAAAGAAGACACUGACUCUGACACGUCAAUGCUGCCAUGGAUAUGGACGUCCACGCAACGCGGACUUCACCACGCCCUGCGAAAAGAUCGAGAUCAAAGACAUCGAAGCAACAGCCGCCGAUAUGGGAGCCAAGCAGUUCAUUGAGAGCGCCAAGAGUGCUGGUGAAUUGGCCGAUAUGUUGGCCAGCAACAGUGGCAAGAAAGUGACUGUCUUCGUGCCCAACGAUGCCGCUUUCCAGGAAUAUCGCGGACAGCAUCAGCUGGAGAAUAACGUGGAGGACUCCAAAGCCGAAGCUUCAUCAAUCUACAAACUGCACUCUGUCUUGGGCGAUGUGCAGCUGGAGGAUGUGCCCAACGAGAAGCUGCUCCAGAGUGAACUUCCCGGCCAGAAGAUACGCAUCAACAGCUAUCAGCUACCGCCGGCUUUGAGCCCAGAGCCCUAUCGUUAUGCCGCCAACUGUGUGCCCAUUGAGAAGCACGACAAGCUCUCGGAACAGGCUCUGGUUCACACACUGAAUGGCGUACUUAAGCCUCUAACCAAAACGGUAAUGGACAUCAUUCGCGAUCGCGCCGAUAUGUCCAUAAUGCGUGCCGUCCUCGAGAAGACCAACAUCAGUGCCAUGCUGGAGGCCGACAAGCCAGUCACCAUCUUUGUGCCCACGGAUGCGGCCUUCGAAAAGCUGGAGCCACAUCUCCGACGCACUCUGAAGGAGGGACGUGGCUGUGCUUCGAAUAUACUAAAGAACCAUAUGUUGGAUCUGACCUUCUGCUCGCUGGCAACGCUGCCGGGAGCCAAGACGACCGCAUAUAAUCUUCUCGGAGAACCGUUGCUAUUUAACCGCACCCAACGUGCCGCAAACUCAACUGAGGAACAGGAGAGUGCAGUCUAUAUCAAUAGUGUCGCUAAGAUUCUGGAUGCUGAUAUAAUGGGCACCAAUGGAGUGCUCCAUAUCAUUGACACCAUUCUGCCAACGGAAUCGGCGUUGCCAAUGACCUCGUUGAUGUCGCAGAAGAAUCUAACAAUCUUCAAGCAGCUGCUGGAAGCCUCUGGUUUUGAUGAUCAGUUCGAUGAUUUGGACAAUGUGACAAUCUUUGCUCCUACGGAUAAGGCUCUGCAGAACUCGGAAUGGGCACGUCUGGUGGCAGAGCAACCGGAAUCGUUGAAAGGCAACAAGGAUUUAUUGAAGUUCCUCAACUAUCAUGUGAUCAAGCCCAUGAUUAAGACCUGCGAUCUCUCAGAGAGCACCCUGCCCACCGUGGAGGGCACAAAUGUUCGCCUCAAUCUGUACUCCACCCAUGCCCUCUUCUCGGACGUCAUGAACCGGGCAACCGUUAACUGUGCCCGCCUGGUCCACUUCGAUGACGAGAGCUGCGGCUCGGUGUUGCAUCAACUGGACCGUCCACUGACACCGCCUCAGAAUAACUUGCUGAAAUCCCUGGAGGCCAAUCCUAACUACAGCAAAUUCUUGGAGUUGGUGCGCAAGGCGAACUUGACCCAUUUGCUGACAAAUGAUUCGGACAGCUUUACGCUCUUGGUGCCCAAGAACGAUGUAUUCGAUGAGCUGAGCGAGUCCAGCGAGUCCAAGGCGACCGCACAGAGUCAGGCCGAGCUUGUGGCUCAGGUCAAGACGCACAUUGUCAACGAUGUGGUCUGCUGUGCUGGCAUCAUUCCCACCAAUUGGCCAUUUGUGCGUUCCAUCGAAUCCAUUUCGGGUCAUCAUCUACGCAUUACACGCGAUCGCCGUCCCAAGAUCGAGAAUGCCGGUGUUACCAAAUGCGAUGUGGUGGCUACCAAUGGAAUUCUGCACGAGAUCAAUGAUGUCAUUGUGCCCAGGCCAACCCAGCAACACCGUCGACCACAACUUUCCCCCAACUAUCAACCCCAUGACGAUUUCGAUGGUUUCUUCUAAGCAUCAACCAAGUUUCAGAAGCGAUAUUUAUUAAUAAAUAUCCAUGUCUAUAUACUAUACACAUAUUUAUAUUAUUUUAUAAUGAUUUGUCAAUUGAAUUCGAUUGAAAGCUCACAUAAGCAAAGAUAAAACUGCAGUUGAGAGUCUCUCUGAUAAAUAAAAUACAUAGAAAUUUAAAAACAAA
This is a messenger RNA of Drosophila innubila, 3075 nucleotides long. RefSeq names its product transforming growth factor-beta-induced protein ig-h3. Bases 165 to 2891 code for a protein of 908 amino acids. Gene Ontology annotation, molecular function: cell adhesion molecule binding. Gene Ontology annotation, biological process: extracellular matrix organization; cell adhesion. NCBI's taxonomy places the organism in Eukaryota, Metazoa, Arthropoda, Insecta, Diptera, Drosophilidae. Gene Ontology annotation, cellular component: extracellular matrix. The transcript is spliced from 10 exons. The record is from RefSeq and is a predicted model, not a curated record.